AUGCCACUAGAACUCGGCGGCAUUCGUGUUGGGCUGGUCUGCGAUGCCACACCGAUGGAUCAGUAUGCAACGCAGCUUGAGACCCAACCUAACGGCAGAACGCGCAGACCCAAACAGAUGGGCAUGGCCAGUUGCUACGUACCUAGUGUCGCUGGGAAGACCUUCUCGAUCGCUGUGAUCAAUAUGCGCACCGACGUGUCGGUCUCCGUAAACUGCUAUCUGGACGGCCGAUGCGUCCAUGGCAUGCUCUUUGCUCCGGGCGUACAACAUAUCUCGCAUGGCGUCUACGUGUCCGAGACUGAUUAUCGGCCGUACCGUUUUGCAGACCUUCAGGUAACUGAUGACGAGGCGAUCGCGAAUCCGAAGGACCCGAACUACGAAGACCUAGGCAUGAUUGAGAUCCAAGUGCUUCGGGUCAGACAAGGAAAGUCUGUGCAUGCGAAUAUCGGUGACACAGCCGAGUCCCGGCCGGUGCAUGAGAGAAGCAAGAAGGCCGGAACACAUCGAGUAUCAUUCGGAAACAAGGUGCGAGGAGCGAAAGCUACCUGGGUCGAUAUCACCUACAUCGAUUCUGUGGAGGAGCCGUUCGCUACCUUCAAGUUUUUCUACAGGCCUCGAACGCUGCUACAAGCUCAAGGAAUCAUCCCUACUUCACCAGCGUCGAGGAAAGGCAAGCAACGAGUCCCCGAUCCAGAUUCCGUAGGAGGUCCCACAGGUAUCAGUACAGGUGUCGGGCUCAAAACAGAAGAUAACAAGGAUUCGCUCCGUCCGAACUUCAAGAACGAGGCUUUAGAUGCGGAUACCAAGAGACGUAUUCCAGAUGGAGAACCGAGCAACCGAAGUCCCCAGAAGAGACGUCGCAUCGACGAUUCGGGUGAUUCUGCAUCGGUCGCCCUUAAAACGGAAGUCGGAGAAGGAUCGUCCAGAGCCAAUCUGCCCUUUAUCAAGAGCGAGCCUGUCGACGAAGACAUCGAACCUUUAGUAAAGCAAGAGAGUGUUUAUCACAUUGAUAGCAGACCGACUGGUAAUAUGGAGAGUUCUUCGAAUCCUCAUGGGCAGUCUAGGGAUCACGAUGAUGAAGUUGCGUCGUUGAAGGUGCAAGUUCAGACCCUGCAGGGUCGAGUGGACCGCCUAGAAGCACUUGUCCAGGAACUUCGUCAGCAUGUCAAGAUACCUAUUGCUAUUGAUCUGACGGAGGACCCAUGA
Sparassis crispa is the source of this 1206-nucleotide messenger RNA. RefSeq lists its product as hypothetical. NCBI's taxonomy places the organism in Eukaryota, Fungi, Basidiomycota, Agaricomycetes, Polyporales, Sparassidaceae. The record is from RefSeq and is a predicted model, not a curated record. The transcript is spliced from 6 exons. The coding region runs from base 1 to 1206 and encodes 401 amino acids.